GGAUGGAUCGUGCUAAAGGACCAUCGUCCUAUUUAGUGAAUAAUGGUGGUCCACAUGAAAUGUUCUCUGAAAGGAGGGCCCCUGCAGUGGAGACAUCUCGAGGACAACUUCAAAGCGGCGGCGCUGGACGAGCGUAUAAAUAUUGCUUCUACAGCCUUCAUCCUCUAUCCCCAACUCACUGCACUUACUGCUACUGCGAACACGCGCACAUCCCCUUGACAUUAAAAUCAACUAUCUGCUCACCCAAAUGAACCAAUCCACCACCCCUGUCUCCUCAUCGAACGGUUCCGAUUAUUCCAACGGAACCCAAUAUAUGCCGAACACCGGCAUGUAUAUGGGCCAAUUUCACUGGCCCCAGCCCGCAUGCAUUCCUCAUCCAGGCUAUGCCCCUGCACACCCCCAAUACCCGUAUGGCGUUCCAGCUAAUGGGACGCAUGUCCCAUACGCGCCCGUCGCACCUUCGUCUGGUGUGGGUGCUGGAGUUGCGCCUCACGCGUCCCAACCGGGACAAAAUGGUUGUCAUCCUCCUACAGGAGCCAAUGUCGCGUGUGCCACUAAUGUUGGUCCAUACCCACCGCUAGCUACUGUUGCUCCUCCCCCACAACACCCAUCUGCGCCCUUCCUGUACCAUCAACCCUUCCCGUCUGUUUCUCAACCGGGAGCCGCGAACCCUUGCGUUCCACCCAUGCCGCACCAAGGAUGCCUCGACCAGCACCGCGGGUCUGAGCUUACAACGGGCUCUGCUUCCUCGUCUCUCCCUAAAGUACCAAGUUCCCCAGUCGGUCAAAAACACAGUGCGGAAGACAUAGAGUGCGACAUCAAACGAAACAAAGUCUACGGCGGGAUGAAGAACGAUCCGUUGUUUACACCCGUGUUAGAUCACUUUGGUCAACCCAACGGGACAUACAAGUGUUCUAGGGACGGCAUGGUACUCAAUCCUGAAAGCUAUCGCAGACACAUCAGGACACAAAGGCACCUAGGCAUCAAACUAGAGAAAUUCAAAUGCUCUGAUUGUUCCAAAACGUAUACGAGAAAAGAUGCGUACAAGAGACACCUGGUCAAUGGCAAGUGCGGACAGUCGACAGAUGCGAACGCUCCACCGUCGUGCUCGGCUAGUCAGAACUCGACGAGUUCCGCUCCUGCCACGCCUGUGACAGCAGCACCUACCAUGGCGUUGACUAACUCCCACCCAUGCUCCACGUCCGCCACAUCGAUGUCCCCGAACAUGCAGAUCGCACCCCUAGCAGAUUGUGUUGCGCAGUCGCGUAAAACACCCAGUCUCGCUGAUCCUUCACCACUAUCUCAAUUGCUAGAGAAUGACAUGGCCACAGAGCCCGCUGGAGAAGACGACUACGCUAAUUUUUGGAAGGCUUAUGAGUUCAAGGACGCUUUUGAGAAGUAGUCAUAUUUCACUUCUGUAACUGACUGUUUCUUUGUUUUGUUAUCUGUUAUCAUUCAUUCAUGUACUAUUAUCUUUCCACACACUGCA
This is a messenger RNA of Suillus bovinus, 1489 nucleotides long. RefSeq lists its product as uncharacterized. NCBI's taxonomy places the organism in Eukaryota, Fungi, Basidiomycota, Agaricomycetes, Boletales, Suillaceae. The coding region runs from base 248 to 1402 and encodes 384 amino acids. The record is from RefSeq and is a predicted model, not a curated record. The transcript is spliced from 4 exons.